Messenger RNA from Phytophthora infestans T30-4, 915 nucleotides. Its product is annotated as polysaccharide lyase, putative. The coding region runs from base 1 to 915 and encodes 304 amino acids. Gene Ontology annotation, cellular component: extracellular region. Lineage: Eukaryota; Oomycota; Peronosporomycetes; Peronosporales; Peronosporaceae. Gene Ontology annotation, biological process: pectin catabolic process. Gene Ontology annotation, molecular function: pectate lyase activity. The transcript has a single exon. The record is from RefSeq and is a predicted model, not a curated record.
AUGCUUCAAGCACUGAGCUCCAUCGCCGCCCUCGUGGUUGUUGCCACGAUGGUCUCAGGUCGUGCUAUGCCCGAUGGCUCUUGGCCUACCAGCAAGGGCACUGUCAAGUUCGACGAAGUUUACACGAUCAAGUCGGGCGAAGUGUAUGACGGCAAGAUGAAGACGUACGAGCGCUCUAACAUCACUUGCAAAGGACAAGAGGAGAGCGGCACAUUCACAGCCGUAUUCACGCUUGAGGCUAACGCUACCCUCAAGAACGCGAUCAUCGGUGUCAACCAAAUGGAAGGAGUUCACUGCGACGACAACGACUGCACUAUUCAGAAUGUGUGGUGGGAUGAUGUGUGCGAGGACGCCCUAAGUAUUAAGGGUGGCGACGCCUCCAGUGUUUCACGUGUCCUUGGUGGUGGUGCGCGCUACGCUGAUGACAAGAUUGUGCAGCACAAUGGACUUGGCACGGUUAUCAUCGAUGGAUUCUUCGCGCAAGACUUCGGUAAGCUGUACCGCUCGUGCGGUUCGUGCAGCAACAACCCCGCCCAGCGUUUCCUUAACAUCAGAAACGUAUACGCGGAUCUCGAGGUCAUCAAAGCCCAGCGCGUGGACCCGAACGUGAGUAUCGUCAUGAUGAACGAAAACUUCGGAGACGAGGCUACUCUGCACAACAUCCGCGUGAAGCCUGGUGCGGAGAACUACACUGAGUGCAGUUACUCGCGCGGUGUGCAGAAGGGUGACAAGCCGCUCAUUCUCGGCAACGGUCCUAAGAAACCCGUGUGUAAGUACUCGAUGGACGAAAUUCACCUUGUUGAGGGAGGAGCCAAGCAGCAACAGCAGACCGUCGGAACGGUUCGCCCUGCUGCUGAUGUGAAGGAUGACAAAGACGGCAAAGACGACAAAGAAGUAUCCCAGCAAAACAAGUGA